AUGCCUACCAAGUCGCCAUUUCCGGAUGUAAAGAUCCCGAGUGUCGACCUCUGGGGUCUGAUGUUCGAUCGCAAAGACCGCGACUUCUCCGACGACAAAGUGAUAUAUCGCGCUAUCGACUCUGACCAACGAUACACAUUUGCUGAUGUAAAGAGCCAUGCGACAUUGUUUGGUGAAGGCCUGAGAAAUCUCUGGGACUGGCAGAAAAACGACGUCCUCGCAUUAUACGCACCCAACGAUGUCGACAUACCGCCCGUCAUCUAUGGAACGUUCUUUGCAGGUGGCAUCGUCACGCCUGCCAACCCAGGGUACUCCAAAGAUGAGCUGGCUUACCAAUUGGAGAACUCUGGAGCCAAGGCACUUGUCACGACCAAGGCCUUCUUGAAUACCGCGUUGAAGGCUGCAGAGAAGGUUGGAAUUCCAAGUGACAGAGUAGUCUUGUUGGGUACUGAGAAGGAUGAGACACAUCGAUGUAAGCAUUGGACGAGCAUCCGAAAAACAUCAGGUGCACUGCGCUAUCGCAGGAGGAGGGCAGACCCCGAAGAUUUGGCAUUCCUUGCUUACAGUUCUGGAACCACGGGACUACCAAAGGGUGUUAUGCUUAGCCAUCGCAAUAUCGUCGCAGAUUUACUCCUGGCACAGGGAGCAGUCGGAAACUGGUAUUCGUCAGCAAACGACAAGUUUCUCGGAGUACUCCCGUUCUUCCACAUAUACGGUCUUACCGGCUUGGUGCACCAAACACUACAUCGCGGUAUCGAGCUUGUAGUAAUGCCUGCUUUUGACAUGGAAACCUUUCUGCGAACGAUACAAGAGCACAAAAUCACGUUCAUUUACGUUGCACCUCCAGUCAUUGUGCGCUUAUCUAGAGAUAAGAUGGUAGAAAAGUACGACCUCUCGUCAGUCAAGAUGAUAACGAGCGGCGCGGCUCCACUGACCAAAGAGUUGGUCGAUGCUGUGCACAAAAGGCUGAAGCUUAAGAUCAACCAAGCUUAUGGUCUGAGUGAAACGAGUCCAAUGACGCAUACCCAGCCAAAGCCAUGGGAUGAGUGGUACAGUUCUGUAGGAAGCGUAGGAAAGAUGUUUCCAAACAUGCAAGCAAAGUAUAUCUCAGCCGAUGGCAAAGAACUCGGGCCCGGCGAAGCAGGCGAACUCUGGCUCAGCGGCCCCAACAUCUUCAAAGGAUAUUGGAAGAACGAGUCGGCGACCAAAGAGGCUAUCACAUCGGAUGGAUUCUUCAAAACGGGUGACAUCGGCUUUCAGGACGAACAGCAUAAUUUCUACAUCACUGAUCGAGUCAAAGAGUUGAUCAAAUACAAAGGCUUCCAAGUACCACCCGCUGAACUCGAGGGGAAGCUUAUGGAGAGCGAACUUGUAGAUGAUGCAGCGGUUAUUGGGGUCAACGACGAGCAACAGCACACAGAAGUUCCCAGGGCGUAUAUCGUGGCCUCGCAAGCUAGCCACGCUGGUGCUGGAGAGACCGAAGCUAGGGCUAUAGUGGACUGGAUGGACAAGAAAGUAGCGAACCACAAGCGAUUAAGAGGUGGCAUUGUGUUCAUCCAAGAGAUACCGAAGAGUGCGAGUGGGAAGAUCUUGAGACGAGUACUCAAGGAGAGAAGCAAAGAUGAUGUACCCUUGGGUGUAGUCUCCAAGCCGAAGCUGUGA
This is a messenger RNA of Alternaria burnsii, 1662 nucleotides long. Its product is annotated as acetyl-synthetase-like protein. The record is from RefSeq and is a predicted model, not a curated record. Gene Ontology annotation, molecular function: CoA-ligase activity. The transcript is spliced from 3 exons. Lineage: Eukaryota; Fungi; Ascomycota; Dothideomycetes; Pleosporales; Pleosporaceae. The coding region runs from base 1 to 1662 and encodes 553 amino acids. Gene Ontology annotation, biological process: secondary metabolic process.